AUGUCGAGGAGACAUGAAAAAUUGACUACUCGUGGGAUAUUGAGUCGUGUGCAGAGGAAAAGAAAACGGGUAGAAGGAGCGGCAGUUGAUGCGAUGUCUAUGCAGACGUUCGAAAUUCAAGCUGAGAAAUCACUUGUAAAACCGAAGGAUUCUGAAGUUGAAAAGCUAACAGCAGUUUUUGAUCCAAAAUUGUUCAGAGAAAUGGAACACUUAGAAGUGCAAAAUUUGGAAAAAACUGGAACAAUCGAUAUCAAUUUGAUCUUUUCUCACUUAACAUCACAAUCAUCGUCGCUUCGACACGUGGUCCACACUUGCGCGAAUCACUGGAUUAAAUCGGUGGUUCCCGCCAAUCUCGUGAAAAACUUCUCCACAAGUACAGCACCGAAACCGCCACAAACAACUUUUCCGUCGGACUUAAUCAAUGGGCCAGUCGAUGUUCUAGUGCGUGGAUUGAAGAUUGAGGGAUUGGAUGCAGAUGAAAUGUCACAUACAAUCGGGUUGCUCUUCAACCACCACCUCACUAGCGUGUUCAACCACGCCCGCUCUGCCGACGCAAAAAGAAAUCAACGAAUUGCAAUGGACGAUGGACCGCCGCCAAACAAGAUAGGAAAGGUUUAA
Messenger RNA from Caenorhabditis remanei, 618 nucleotides. RefSeq lists its product as uncharacterized. The transcript is spliced from 6 exons. The record is from RefSeq and is a predicted model, not a curated record. The coding region runs from base 1 to 618 and encodes 205 amino acids. Lineage: Eukaryota; Metazoa; Nematoda; Chromadorea; Rhabditida; Rhabditidae.